Messenger RNA from Dreissena polymorpha, 7243 nucleotides. Its product is annotated as golgin subfamily A member 6-like protein 22. Lineage: Eukaryota; Metazoa; Mollusca; Bivalvia; Myida; Dreissenidae. The coding region runs from base 1848 to 4202 and encodes 784 amino acids. The transcript has 17 exons. The record is from RefSeq and is a predicted model, not a curated record.
UACGGGAUAACAUAUGUUGACUUCUGUGGUGGAUAAAUAUGAAGAGUACAUUUUCAUGCUUCUUUGAUGAAGUGCUAUGGAUUCUUAUUGACAAGGUGUAUAGAGACAACUUAUUUCAAGCAUUAACAAACAUCAACCUCAAUUAUGGAUGUUAAAUAAUCAUGUCUUAGGCGGAGAUGUACUUCACGUUCUGUGUUUGUCUAUGCAAAUCGUACCCUAUCAAGUUCUAUUGAGAAAAUUUAUAUGUUGAAAGCAUGACCAACAUGCAUGCACUCUUCUGAGACAUCAUGUGUGGCCAAGAAAAGUGGAAUCUUCAUAAGCAAAAACUGUUCAGUGAUUUUAAAAGAGCUUUAGAACAUAAUUGUGCACAUGUAAUUAAAAAUUGGAACUGAUUUCCAAAAGAUAAUCUUAUCACCUAAAAAAAAAUAUAUUUAUGAAAUAAAUAUGCACAAACACAAAUUAUUAUUGUAUAUUUGAUAAGGAUUGGUUGCACCAUUAAUUACAGUCUGUUAGUUAAGGAACUGCAGUACUGUUGAGUAUAUUUUAUAGAUUUAUCUCAAAACAAUUCAUGGUGAAAUCUUGAAAAAGUCAGAGAUUGAACACGUCAUGCAUCUAAACUGUUAAGUUUGAUCAAUGAUCUUAUACAAUGAAGACAUAAAGAGAGAAAGUUAUCAGUUGUAAAAUGUGCUGCAGUAAUACAAUAGCUUAGUGGGAUGUAUUAUGAUGAAUUGUGAACAAUGGCUGAUAAGUCCUUGGUACAUAAGAUGAAGAUAGGAUAAGUUGUCAGUAUUGAUAAGUGAAUUCUAUGAAUGUGAUUAAUGAUAGAUAUUUCUCAUGUCAAUAUAGUUCCAGCCUUUGGUAACCGGUGAAUGUUUUGAUGCAGAAAGAAAGAUAACUUAGCAACAUCCUGAUGCCAAGUGUAUUUCAUUUCAAACAGUGGUGGGAUUUUGAUGCACUUGGACAAAUGAAGAAUGGAAUAGAAAUCUUACUUAAACAUCCUACAUUUUUAGACAUAGAUCUGUUGUUGCCCAAUUCAAAAGCUGGAUUACUAGUGAUAGUUAUUUAGUUAAUAUGAACUAAUUGUGGCAUAUAAAUAUGUGAUAUAUUUUGGUGAAAACUUGAUGAAUCUCCACCAUGUAUUCUGUGACUUAUUUUGAAUUUAACAAAACUUGAUUCCAGUUUUAAAAAUAUUGUGCGAGUAUGACUCUAGAAUUUAAAGUUGAAAAAUGAUAAUAGAGAAUAUAUAUUAUUUUAUGUCAGUAUUAAAAAUAUAUAUUUUGAUACAUUGAAAGAGAAAAAAACAACAGCUUUUAAUUAUAACCAGUUUGAAGAAAUUUUCGAACCAGUAUUUUCAUAACAAAAUCUCAUAUAAGAAAAGAACAAUAACAAUUUUUUGAUGACCAAUUAUCAGUUAACCUUUUUGAAGGACAGAGGUUAAUUUUCAAACUGAAUGGUGCAGUGAAAAAGAUUGGUGAAACAAUCUAUCAGUGUUUGUAAAACUUGUGUAUUUUGCUGGACAUAAUUUAAUUUGGUAUGGACUAUUGGAUACAGAGCAUAUGAGACAGUGAGUCGGUACUUGAGAAGUGUUGACCAGACGUAAAGCAUCUGCAAUAGUGUUAAAUGUUUGGUACUAAGUUUUGACUUGAAGUUAGGUAUAUGUCACAAUUGUGAUAUAUUGGUGAUAUAAUACACAGAGUAUAAGGGAUACAUAUGAAGUGUGCGAGGUAUAAAAAACAAGUGUGAAGAAAUAUUGGUGUGAAGUCCUUGAGAGGAGAAUUUAGGUUUACACUACAAGCUUGAAAUAUCUUUGUGAAGUGCUGAGAAGGUGCCCUGGACUAGUAAGCCAGAUGAUCGCAAUGCCACAUAUGGACACAACCUGGAUGUCGAAGGCCCGUCGAAGGAGGGGCAUUGCACUGGCCCUUGCAUCCGGGGGUCUCAAGAGUGCAGUGUCUGUACCACCCCGCAUGGAGAUUUCUGAUCCCUUGUUCCAGUUGAAGGGGACAAAAAUGGUCGGGGAGUGUGCGGUGACAGAAGGAGUUGCCAAUGCUAUUCAUGUGAACAAUGAGAAGCGUGAGGCAAUCCGGCGUCGUGCCCAGGAGCUGGCAGAGCAGCGGCGACAGAGGAAGGCGUACUCCACCCCUCUGUACACGUCCAUCAGUGAGAGAAAGCUAAAGUCUAGAGUGCAGAGCAGUAAGUUGCCCCAGUCGACGCCUGUGUCACCCACCCCCCACGGGCCGCGCAAGGACAAGGCCCCACCCCCUAAGAACGUCUGGGAGGGGGAGGAGAAGCAGACGAGUCCGAGCCCAGUGAAGCUUGAGCCUACACCCCCACCUUCUGCAGACAGCGCAGUCAAGAAGGAAAUCUUCAUUACACUGGUGUCACCCAAACCAGAAGAGACAGACCAAGUGCUAGUUGAGGACCUUAAAGACAAGGGGUUAGAAAAAAAGGUGACCUUUACAGAGACCUUGACCACUGAACCAGAGAAAACUAGUAGGUCCCCUUCUCCAAAGGUCAAGAAAAAAGAUGAGAACACAUUAUUGGAGGAGCAGCGUCUAAAAGAUGCUCUCGAGCAACAACGCCAACAUCAGCUGCAAGAGCGCGAGCGGCUCUUGCGGGCGCAACAGGAAGUAGAGGAGGCGCACCAGGCUCGCGCUCGAGAGGAAGAGAGGCUCAGAAUGCAGCGGGUGUCUAACAAUUUGCACAAACAGCCCCUGUCACAGCGGGCACAACAUCAUGAGAAUUACUAUGAAAAUACAAUGAAUGCUGCAGCAAAGAAAAGAAAAGGUAAAGGUGCUGCUGCUAAAUCACAGACAGUAAAGUCUGAAAAAGCAGAGAAGUCUUCAAAGACCAAGGUGCCAGAUAUUGAAGAGAAAACAGCUACACAAGAAAAGAAAGCUAAACAUAAGCUCUCAAAGUCAACUGUCCCAAAGAAGGCUAUUUUAGCAGGAAUGGGUUCAGACUUGAAGCCUAUGUCUUUGCUUUCCAACACUACACCCCCUGUAAAGCGCAAGAAAGUUCCAGAACAAGUUCUGCCAGUCACCAAGCCUGAAGAAAUAGAGGUUCCAGCAGUUGAGCCAGUCCCAGAGAAAGAACCAGAAGCUAAACCAUUGUCGGCAGUCAGAGAGCACAGGCAGGUAGUCGUGGAGCAGAGGGACAACGUGAAGAAGGAGAAACGACGAGAAAUACGGCGGUGCGUGAAGAAACCGGAUGAGAAGGUGGAGGAGUUGUCCGUCCCCGAAACCUCUGCGCAGAAAGUUCAGUCCUGGAUUUUUGGAAACGAGGACUUCUCAGAAAAGAACGAGAAGAGUAAAGAUGUGGUAAGAGUUGAUGUUCCUCUACCCACCCUGUCAGACGAUCUCAACCCUGAACUGAUAGCAAAAGAAAAACAAGCAAAAAAAGAGAGAAGACGAAAAUCAGUGCUAGCAGCAUUUAUUGACGUUGCAAACCAAUCAACAAAGAAAUUACGUAAACCUGGCAUUCGGGACAGUUCUUACACGGACGAGCUUCAACGGCUCGAGCUUGCAGAGGAGCGACGGAGGAAACAGCAGGCAAUGUUUGAGAGGCUGAAGCAUAGAAAAUCGUUUUCGAUGGAGGCUGGAGACAGUGAUGGAUUAUCAAGAUUUGAGGAUUAUGGUUUUCUUGCAAAGUUCUGCAUUUUUACAAAGAGCAAUAUGGAAAUGUACAGACAUGCUUUUGAAGCUGUAGAUGACCUGGGUGUAGGCUGGCUGGAGGGAGAGGAUGUGAUGAUUGCUCUCCGUGGAGUCAACAACAGACUGACCGAGGCAGAGGAGGAGUAUCUCUACAGGGUGCUGGAAUUGACAGGGUACAAGAUUACGCACGGGGCUGACUUCAAGAUGUUCUCAGUUCUGGCUGCUCUCUCACAGAGGAUAACUAUGCUAGAUAAGUGGAUGAAGAACCUAAUUGGUCAGAUGGACUUCAAGGCCCUAGAGAUGAAGAUGUUCAAAUGCAAAACUCUAUGGGAAUGCAAUGUGGACAGAGAGACCAACAAGAUCUCCAUAGACCAGCUGUGUGUGGACCUGAGGGCGGGUGGGGUAAGCAUGGAACACGAGUUGGAGGUGCGAGAGAAACUGGCUCAUCUACACGCACUUGAUCUGCUGGACUUUCUCACUUACGUACCACUGUUCAUCAUGAUUCACCAGUCUGUAGUGCAAAACCCUUUGGAUGAUUCAAGGACUAAGUGAUACUGACAUUAAAUGGUUGUUGGAAUGUAAAUUGCAGCUGACAGACUGAGAAGUAGGGAAACUUGUAUGUGCAUAGUUAGAUUAAUUGGUACUAUGUAUGUAACUGAAAAUGAAAAGGGUUGGUUUAAAUUGGGAGAAAUGGGUGGUUCAAGUUUUCUGGCCAUUAACUUUUUAUCUAUGAUGUUGACUUGAAAAUUCAGCAGUAAAUACAAUUAGAUGUUUGAAGAAAUACAUGAAAUACUGUAUGUGUUUACAAAGUAUUUGAUGUUUGAAGAAAUACAUGAAAUACUGUAUGGGUGUACAAAGUAUUUUGUUGGAAUGGCUUGUUUAGAAAACUACGGAUACUACAGUCAAUCUUGUAAGAAGAGACCACUCAAGGGAGUAACCAAAAGUGGUCUCUUAAUAAAAUGGUCUUUAAAUAAAAAAGGCCAUUCUGGAAGAUUGCGUACCCUCAAUUUUAAAUCUAUAUGAAGGAUAAUCUCUGUUGUUCACAAUGAUUUCAACUUUUGAAAUGAAAUGAAUAUAAACACAAUGCAUAAACAAUAUUUUACUUAAAAUGUGUUUUAUUUUAUAAAUCAGCGAACAAGUUUGUCUCUUAACCCUUUCCCACAUAAAUACGUAUAGUCCCGACUAUCGAUUCCCCCAUACAUACGUAUUAUCUCGACUCUAACGAUUAGCGCAUCCAUACGACUUAACGACUCUAUCGUUUACCUCAUAAUCCCGUAUAAUCACAACUACCAUUUCAAAAUCUUGCUUAAAUUAACGAUUAAAGUAUAAGCUGCUGGUUGCUGGUCGCGUAAGACCAAAGUAACAAAAUACAAUAUCAAAAUAUAGUGGAAAAGCUCCGUGCAAUUUCAAAGUCGUCGCAUAAGACAAAGGUCGCUUAAUUCAAGUGGUUGCAUCCACAAGAUUGACUGAACACUUAAAUUUGAUAAAAAUGGUUUGAUCAAAAUAAUGCAUUAUAGUUGUGCCUAUUUUUAUGGGCUAAGAUCAAUUGCUAAGUUUUCUGUUACACUUUAUUAGUUUUUAUUUAUGUACAUCUGAUUUUUCAGAAGCAUGAAUUAUUGUCAUUUAAAUGUAAUAAUUUUUUAAUGAACCAUAUAUUUACCCUUUUUCCCAUAAGAAGUGAAGCUGAAAAUGGCUUUUGCAGCCAGCAUAAAACCAGAACAGCUUGCGAGUAACUGGCAGUGUGUUCAGGUUUUAUGCUGUUUGCUGCUCAUCAGUAUCUAAGCGUUGGAAAGGAAGCCUUUAAGAUUGAAUCAAGUAAGAAAGGUCUUUACUUAAAUCAAACUUUUAAUUUGGGACCACAAAUGCAUCGAAAUACUUAUCUAAGUGGUAAAGGGUUAACUAAUGUUGCAUUUCACUUUAAUAAUCAAUGGGCUUCAUAUAUGUCUUACAAAUGUUUAACACAUAUUCAUUAUGCUCUUUUGUAAGUAUAGUUUUAAUAAAACUAAAAUGAAUGUUAUAUUUUAUUUGGUACGCUCCUAAUUAAAUAUGUAUUUUAUGGUCUUUGAUAAUAAAUACAACUUCAAUUUAAAAAAGUUGGCACACAAAAAUAGAGACUCACAAAACUACUUGCAAUAUGGACAGACUUUUAAAUACUCACGAAUGUAUUUGUAUACGAUGUAUUUUUUUGUUUUAUAUCCCUCUUGGGUGUUCUUAUUGUUAUGUUUUUGUGAUAUUUUGCUUGUGAUACAUUUUAAGUCCAUGGUUGCAAUAUGUACCGUCAUGGCAUCCUAAACCUAUAGUUUCUAUCAACAAAUCUCAAUUCAGUCACAGAACAAAGUCAUACAAUAUUUGUAUUUAUAUGGCAUACAAUUAAGAUUAGAUAUAUAUAUGCUUGGAAAUAAUCAUAUAAAACUUUAAAUCAAAUCCUGAUUGUUUUUAAUGGAAAGCAUAGGCGAAGAUUUGAUUAACACAUUUUGUAGUUGAAAUUCGAAUGCACUGUAAGUAUGUCAUUGUUCAGUAUUGUGAAAACUGGUGCAUACAGUGUUAUAUUUCACCAUCAGAUGGUUUAAACGUCAUUGACAUGUUUAUGGAAAACCAUUUAUUAUACAAUGAAUUUAUCAGUGUAUGACAAAAUGAAUAUUCAUUAACCCUUUUCCCCAUAAGAAGCAAAGUGAAAAUGGCUUUUGAAACCAGCAUAAAACCGUAACAGACUGCAAGUUACUCGCAGUUUGUUCAGGUUUUAUGCUGUUUGCUGCCCAUCGGUAUCUUAAGGGUUGGAAAAUAAAACUUUUUAAACUUGAAUCUUGUUAGAGAGGUUUGAUUUAAUUUAAUUUUCGAAGAGACUUCAAACGUGUAAAAGUGCGUCUCCGAGUGGUAAAGGGUAAAGUUUAACAUAUUUGGUGAGUAUAAUCAAUACAAUUUGAUAACAAUUCUAUACAUGUACUGAUCUUCCCAAGCAUAACAGGAUUAGUUUCUAUCAUUAUGUUUAAAAAAAAAGUGGUUUGUUUUCAUUAACCCGACCAGCCAAACGUUUGUGCGCCGAACCUAAACUUUGUGUUGAGUUUUUAUAUAUUUUUGCUGAAUUCACUGAAAAACUAUAAAGUUUGGGGUCACUAUUGGUUUAUUUAAUCACUACAUAAACUUUAAAGUAACUAAAGAAAGAAUAUUUAAAAGGUUUCUUAAGAUUUGCUUGUGUCAUUGCACAUUCUUUUUGAAUCUUGAAGUGUAAAAUGGGUUAAUAAAAAUAAUUUGCCAAUUUCCUACCAACCCUAUUUUGUUGGCGUGUUUAAAGAAUCAAAAGACUUCUUUUGUUAGACUGAUUUACAACUCCUGAAUCUAUAGUUUGUUACAUUGUACUGAUGUAGAAAGUAGAGGUGUAAUUUAAUAAUCAGAAUAAAAGAAAAUUAUGAGGUUGUCACUGUAUUUGUUAAUAAAUUACUGUCUCGCUGUCCAAUUGAUAGCUUUUUAUCAGUGUUAGUACAGAGGUAACACACAGUAUUAUAUUGUUAUGUAAAUAUUGUUACACAAUAAUAAUUGUAGAAUUUAUGUAGUAAGAUAAAUAAAUUAGCAAGACAAUAAAUAUGUAAAGCAUG